GGUUAAGGCAUAGAAUGCGUAACCCUCAGAGGCAUCCGAAUCAGGCUAGCGCGCCAUUCAGUCCUAACGCGGCGCGAUUCCGCGUCUACAAACAAUGACAAGAGCAACACGGCGAUACAACCACAGAGCGACACCGAUACUACAAACACCUUCAGAAACCUCUAAAACUGAAGCACAACUCCAAAAUGACACGCGACUCAACAGCAACCUACCUCCACAUGCACUCGUCGCACCACGCCGACCUCCUCGAGCAAUUCACCAACCUCACCUCCUCACAACUCACACCGGAAGACAUCUAUAUCCCGCCGCACCUCCAACCCGUAAACCCCGAAGACGAAGACGACGUCGUCCCAGACCAACACGCCGCAUUCGGCAUCCAGCGAGCGACCCAGACAAAGAAGGAGCCCACGUGGCGGGAUCUUGGACUGGAUGAACUACUGAGACGAGGCCCCAUGGUCGGCGGAAGCGGCAGUGGUAGCGGGACUGCUGUUGCGAGUGGUGGUGGGAUUGUCGGGCAGGGAAGAGAGGAGCCGGUUCGGUUGGCGUUGGCGAGGCAGCCGGGUGCGAGGAUGGGGAUUAGGACGGGGAAUGGAAGUGGUGAGAGUUCUGGGAGUGGGGGUAGUGGUGCCAGUGGUGCAGCUGGAAAUGGGUUGCCGCGAUGAAGGGAGGCUGCAAACUCGGAGGCGGGCUCUGGAAAUGGUAGCAAGACACCAUCCCCAGCUUUGCGAAACGAGUCACGAGCAGUGGGCAGGUUGUCAUGAUGCUCUAGCUAGAGCUGCUAUACCGGUGUCUCAAGGCUGCUCCAGCAGGGACGUUGGCGUCGGCUUCACAGCCUCCUACAAUCGCCGAUAAAGGCCACACGAAGUGGUACUUCUGGGCGCAUACCCAUCACUACGGAUGACUUCACGAGACCUUUCUGGACGAGAAGCCUCGACAUAGAACGAGCAUGGAAAACAAGCCUGUUCGCGCAAGGAUUCAAGACUUGUGUUAUGUCUUUAGUCAAGGUGUGACCACUUCGUAGAUGGACAGGACAAACUUGCUUUCACAAGAUUCAAUACGACGUGAUACAAUCACGCACAUCAUGAAUAGCACGUUGGGUGACGAGAUGUGACAGAAAUUU
Messenger RNA from Alternaria rosae, 1120 nucleotides. RefSeq names its product Apc13p protein-domain-containing protein. Gene Ontology annotation, cellular component: anaphase-promoting complex. NCBI's taxonomy places the organism in Eukaryota, Fungi, Ascomycota, Dothideomycetes, Pleosporales, Pleosporaceae. The coding region runs from base 186 to 662 and encodes 158 amino acids. Gene Ontology annotation, biological process: positive regulation of mitotic metaphase/anaphase transition. The transcript is spliced from 2 exons. The record is from RefSeq and is a predicted model, not a curated record.